Molecule: messenger RNA, 543 nt
Organism: Theileria parva strain Muguga
Lineage: Eukaryota; Apicomplexa; Aconoidasida; Piroplasmida; Theileriidae
Exons: 2
Coding region: 101-526 (141 amino acids)
Source: RefSeq, a predicted model, not a curated record
GGAUAUGCUAAUUUGAAUAAUAUAUAUUAGAUUUUACACUUUUCCAGAGUUUUUACCUUAAUUAUGUUGUAAUUUUUAUUUUUAUUUAGUUUUAUAACUUAUGCCUAGAUUCGUUCCCGUUUUUGACCCGGAAGUCCCUAGGUCAGAACAGGACCCUUAUUCUGAUAAACUUCUGAAACAUAGAAAGUGGGAUAAUCCUCACGCAGUUAUUCCUACUUCUAGAAAGGAUGAAGAUUCUGAUAAACACUCCACCCGCAAAUAUUUUAAGGAUAAAUAUAACGACAACAAUAAUCUGGAUAAUAAACGUGAUGAUACUUUUUAUCGCAAGAACGUUUACGACGAAUUUGAUUACGCUCCAAAAAAGAAGAAAAAGAAUGUGAAUUUGAACGUUAAGGAUGAUAAGAACACACAUGAUUCUCAUAAGGAUCAUAAGCACGUUAAAAAGGACCAUUCAAAGCGAGAACAUCACGAUAGAGAUAAGUACAGACGUAAACACAGUCAUGAGUAUAAGAAACGUUAUGAAUAAUUUUGAAUAAACCUUAU